UGCGUUAUCCACAGCUAUCCGGCAGACCGGCUCCCGGAGCCCGCAGACCAGACACCUCCUGCACCAUUAAAUACUCAUUCAUCGCUGCCCAGUGGACCUCGCACCUCCUGUGUAUUCUGCAUGUAGCAUAAUGCGCGUUUUACGGGGCGCCAUUUGUGUUUAGGAGGUGGAGGAGGGGGGGGGCUCUGUUUUUGUUGGGGAAAAAGGUGAAAGAAGGAGAGGACGAGGAGUGGAGAGGCGAGGAGGAGAGCGGGGGAUCCGAGCGAAGCAAGGCCUGAUCCGGGGAGAAGCCAUAACUAUGGCUAACAUCGCAGUGCAGAGGAUCAAACGGGAGUUUAAGGAGGUGCUGAAGAGCGAAGAGACGAGCAAGAAUCAAAUUAAGGUGGACCUUGUAGAUGAAAAUUUUACAGAGCUGAAGGGGGAGAUUGCAGGGCCGCCCGACACGCCGUAUGAGGGUGGGAGGUAUCAGCUGGAAAUUAAGAUCCCAGAAACGUACCCAUUCAACCCGCCAAAGGUACGAUUUAUAACGAAGAUAUGGCACCCCAAUAUUAGCUCAGUCACUGGAGCGAUAUGCCUGGAUAUUCUUAAAGACCAAUGGGCAGCCGCCAUGACGUUACGCACCGUGCUACUAUCGCUGCAGGCCUUGCUGGCCGCCGCCGAGCCAGAUGACCCUCAGGAUGCGGUGGUGGCCAAUCAGUACAAGCAGAACCCGGAGAUGUUCAAGCAGACGGCGCGGCUGUGGGCGCACGUCUAUGCCGGGGCGGCCGUCUCCAGUGCCGAGUACACCCGCAAAAUCGACAAGCUGUGUGCCAUGGGUUUCGAUAAGAACGCAGUAAUAGUGGCCUUGUCCUCCAAAUCCUGGGACGUGGAGACUGCAACUGAGCUACUACUGAGCAACUGAGUCCAGCCCAACGCGCCUGUAGGAGACACGCCUGUUCCCGCGCCCCUCUCUCCCCUGCAUUCGCUCUGGCUCUCUCAUACGUCACGCCUCGAGUCUCUGUUCGCUCCAUACCCCCAGUGUCCACCCCCCCCCCCCCCCCAUCCCCCCCAACUCCUUAUUUGGAUAAUUUGAAAUUUUCCGAAUACUUCUCCAAUUCCUCUUUUAAGGAAACCGAACAAACGGCACGGCGCUCGCAGGACGCGGACGCUCAGCCGAAAGACUGGCGAGGGGAGAGAGAAUUAAACGAGAAGCCAACGGUGACGACUAAAUUCAUCUGUAAAUAACGUUGUUAAAGAUCUGGGUAAAUUAAAAAAGGAAAAAAAAGGAAACAUCUUUUUUCUUACUUAAAAUUAUAUAAAAAAAAAAAACAACAUUGCUUUUGGAAAUUUGAGCCAUCCUUGCAGAUGGAAAAGGAUCCAGUCUAUAAUUUUUUUUAUUUAUUUUUUUUAACAAUACAAGCCUCGUUACUUGCGACGCACCCUUUGUUUGUUGUGGCGCCCAUAGUGAGCAGAGCCACUGAACGUGUCGUCAUUUGAGAGCUGAAGUCGGAGAAACCGUCCCCACAUUCCCUCGACACAAGGCCCGACUUGUGUGGCAGGUGACAGACCCAGCCGUGCCGGGAGAGUAAUAUUCUUUUUUUUUCCCCCCUCAAACUCUGUUGAGUUCAGCCUCUGGUUUCACCCUUCUUGCCCCCGUAUCUUGAGCUGUUGCCCCUGUACUCUCCGCACCCAAAAAAUCCCUGUUGCGUUUGGUCGCUUUUGUGCACAAAACCGCUUGCGGAUGGAUGGAAUCGAUAGCCGUCCCUUUGUCGGCACUUUUUAAUCCGUAAUUAACAGACAGAAGCGCCGCACGCCCUCAUUUUGACCUUCCACAUUUGGGUGGGGAGGAUUAAAAAAAGUUUAAAAAAAAGUGGCUGUAUUUAAGAGCAGUUUUUUUGUUUUUUUUUGGACUCCGUCCCCUCUGAGAAGGAUAGGAGUGUCUUUGUUUCGCGAGCUGCUGCUUGCCAGGGUCGCUGUGACCUAAUAAGAUGUGCUCUCAGUCCCCCCCCCCCCCCCCGUAUGCGGUCAUGCCCCACAGCGAUGCCACUCGCCAACAGGAUGCGGUCACUUGCCGGCCAAAUCCCAUCUCGAAAUUCACAAAGAUCGAGAUAAACAGUGACGGGGGCCUCUAGAGGCUUUGCCCCCAGAUCUCUCGGCCUCCCUAUGUACCCCAGCCUUUACUUCACGCUUAAUCCUAAGAUAACCUUUUGUUCUCUCUCCCCCCCCUCAGUGUCGCAUCGCUCCACGUCACACACUUAGCAUCCACGCGUCGGGACCGGCCGUCCUCACACGCCACGUCAUUCCGGCUCGGUCAGGACCAGGGACAAUGACCUUCUCAAAAGCGUCGUCUGUUGCCAAAUCGCAGGGGAACACUUUUCUGUCAGGCUUGUGGAAACCUGGCAUCACCGCAAGGCAUAGUGAAAGCGAUAGGGUGGGUGCUAAGCACUUUUGGUGACCGUAAGGGUAUGCCUCCUUCGUGACGAACCGAAUUUAGACAUUUUUAUUUUUUUUU
Messenger RNA from Brienomyrus brachyistius, 2491 nucleotides. It is a transcript of the gene ube2kb, whose product is annotated as ubiquitin-conjugating enzyme E2Kb (UBC1 homolog, yeast). Bases 299 to 901 code for a protein of 200 amino acids. The record is from RefSeq and is a predicted model, not a curated record. Gene Ontology annotation, biological process: proteasome-mediated ubiquitin-dependent protein catabolic process; protein polyubiquitination. Gene Ontology annotation, molecular function: ubiquitin conjugating enzyme activity; protein binding. The transcript is spliced from 7 exons. Lineage: Eukaryota; Metazoa; Chordata; Actinopteri; Osteoglossiformes; Mormyridae. Gene Ontology annotation, cellular component: nucleus.